Lodderomyces pseudojiufengensis is the source of this 960-nucleotide messenger RNA. Its product is annotated as RNA-binding ATPase activator. Gene Ontology annotation, molecular function: RNA binding. The coding region runs from base 1 to 960 and encodes 319 amino acids. Gene Ontology annotation, cellular component: nucleolus. Gene Ontology annotation, biological process: endonucleolytic cleavage in 5'-ETS of tricistronic rRNA transcript (SSU-rRNA, 5.8S rRNA, LSU-rRNA); endonucleolytic cleavage in ITS1 to separate SSU-rRNA from 5.8S rRNA and LSU-rRNA from tricistronic rRNA transcript (SSU-rRNA, 5.8S rRNA, LSU-rRNA); endonucleolytic cleavage to generate mature 5'-end of SSU-rRNA from (SSU-rRNA, 5.8S rRNA, LSU-rRNA). The record is from RefSeq and is a predicted model, not a curated record. Lineage: Eukaryota; Fungi; Ascomycota; Pichiomycetes; Serinales; Debaryomycetaceae. The transcript has a single exon.
AUGAGUGAUUCAGAAUCGGAGGCAGAGACUGAUUAUUUUCAUUCGGAUGCGGAUGAACUGCAAGAACAGAAAUUUCCAUUGAAAGCGAAAGCAACAAGUUUUAAGCCAUUUAAAGUAAAUGAUGAGGUGUCUGAUGAAGAAGAAUUGGAAGAAAGUGAAGAAGAGAAUGUCGAGAAAUACACAAACGAAGAAGAAUCUAACGAAAAUUUAGAAGAACUACCCACGGGAGAUGAAGAGUCAUCUUCAAAUAUACUGCACAAUUCAUUAGUUAAUAAAAAACUUAAAAAACUCACAGAUAAAGAGCUAGAGAAGGAAAAGAAAAGAUUAAAAAAGACUGGAGUAUGCUAUUUAUCGAAAGUUCCACCGUAUAUGAAACCAUCAAAGCUAAGAUCGAUUUUAACAAGGUUUGGCACAAUCGAUAGAUUGUUUUUAAAACCAGAAGAUUCAUCCAGUUAUCAUAAGAGAAAGAAAUAUGGAGGCAAUAAAAAGAAAAAAUUUACAGAAGGAUGGAUUGAAUUUGUGAAUAAAAAUGAUGCUAAAUUGUGUGCAAUCACACUAAAUGGUUCAAAGUUGGGUGGUAAAAAGGGGUCUUAUUAUUAUGAUGAUAUAAUUAAUAUAAAAUAUUUGAAAAAUUUUAAAUGGAUGGAUCUAACACAACAAAUUUCCAGAGAAAAUGAAAUAAGAGAGGCUAAAUUAGCUUUAGAAUUAUCUCAGCAAAACAAAUACAAUAGAGCAUUUGUACACAAUGUUGAACAAGCCAAACUAAUAAAAGAUAUUCAAAAAAAAAGGAAAGGUAAUGAAAAUAGUGAGAACACGAACGACAAAUCUAGUGAAAAUGAACUCCGAAGAAAUUUUAAACAAAGAAAGGUUGAAUCGAAAUUGAGUGAAUCAUCAAAGGAUUUUGAAACGAACCUAGCGUCUAAAAGUAAAUUAUCUACAGUCUUAUCUAAGGUUUUAUAG